This is a messenger RNA of Hemibagrus wyckioides, 4462 nucleotides long. RefSeq names its product TRIO and F-actin binding protein a (gene triobpa). Gene Ontology annotation, biological process: positive regulation of substrate adhesion-dependent cell spreading; actin filament organization. The record is from RefSeq and is a predicted model, not a curated record. Gene Ontology annotation, cellular component: actin cytoskeleton. The transcript has 17 exons. Gene Ontology annotation, molecular function: actin filament binding. Lineage: Eukaryota; Metazoa; Chordata; Actinopteri; Siluriformes; Bagridae. Bases 245 to 3472 code for a protein of 1075 amino acids.
UAUGUUACACUCUGACGCGUCUAAAGUAAUGAACGAGAGAACAGGAGGUGCCUGGAUGAGAGGAUGGAGAGAAGUAAAGGGAUAAGACUCUGGCAAGUUCAACAGGAGACUCUUCGGUGUGACGGCUGCUCCCUAGCAAACCUACUAAGGACCAAGGACCAAGGAGACCUGCAUCAGUCACUCAUCCAUAUAAGAUACCACAGGACACCAGCAAGCGACUCCAGAAGGAGGAGAGCAGUUUUAAAUGAAAUCUCAAGACACUAGUCCUCAUUCCGGUCGCCGUUCCGAGAUGGAGUCUCGCAGUAGAAACACCAGUAGAAGGAGCAGUGUCAGUCAACGCACAGAACCAAAAAAAGAGAGGGACCAAAGCAGCAGUCGUGCCAUUUUCCAAAGAGCCAACCGCUUCCUGUCCCGUGACCGAGAACAGCCGAAUGACAGCCCUCAAGCUCCCGUGCGGUACUACGAGAGAGGACACCCUCUUCCCAACAACUGCAGUCCUGAGCGCAAAGCCACCAUUCCCUUCCGAAACCCCGAACUGGGCCUUCCGUCCUACAGGAGGCGCCACGACGCGCUUAGCAACGAAGCCAUGAGCGGCCUCUCUCCUCUACGCUGCAUGACCUAUUCAAACUUCAGACGUGGUGACAGUCAGUCCCGUGCAAGCCCACGUUCGUGUAGUCCAAGGUCCUCCAAUGUGUCUCCACAAAGGCAAUCCCACAGCUCCUCCCAUCGCAGAGGUUCGACCUCCCAUCUUCACGCGAGCUCUCACACUUCAUCUAAACGAGCCUCUCGGAAAUGCAGUCCAGCAACAAGACGAGCCUCGGUGGUCUCAAAGACACACUCCCCCUCUCGAAAUUCUGCCUCUAACAGAUAUACAGAUUCAUCAAGCCACUCCCACAAGCAAAGUCCUUCUCAGAGCUCCUACGGUCAACACAGUCUGGACUCGGAAAAGCUGUAUCGGAAUCUACAAUCAAUUGCUAGUUCAGCGGAAUCGGACACCUCGCAACAGGGAAGAAACGGUUGGUCAAAAAGAUCUAGGGCCGAAAUGGAAAAUGAGAGUUACGGGUAUGAGAAUGGCCGAAGCAGCCGCAGUAGUGGUUGUAACAGUCGGAAAAGCAGAUCCAACACUGCUUGCAACAGCAGAGAUUUCUCACCGCCAGGUAGUCAGUACAACAGAAGCCAAUUUUCACCAAAAGGAAGUAGUCGUAUGAGUGGAUAUAACAGUCGCAACAGUGGUCGCAACACAGGCGCGAACAGUCACAACAGUUCACCUCCUCGUAGGGAUUAUGAUCAAAACGGCCAUAGUUCAACGAGGGAUAGAAAACAAAAUGAUUACAGAAGUGAUAAAUUGCAACCAUUAUCGAAAUCAUCCAUGACAGACAGACACUCCAGAACAGAUCUUAGCCAAUCACAGGGGUCCUGGCAUGAGACGUCACACUCUCCCAUGAGCCCCGCUUCCCCAGAGUCAUCACACAGCAUCUCGCCGUCAAAGCAAAGCCAAGAAGACACCAUGAAAACAGACAACCAGACCACAGAGAGAAGCAGAAGCACCAUUCGACGUGGUCUGGAAGCACUGAUACUCUCUGAAAACAACAGAUCUAAGAGCCAGCCACCUGUGCCCGAGAUGACAAUAGAGGACUAUGUAAUCAUAGCUGAUAUUCCCAAAGUAAAUCUGUAUCCGGAAGAAGAGGAGGCAAUCGUAGUGAGAAGACGGCCUCAGAGUCGCAGUCCACGUCGAGACAAACAACACAGCUACAGAGAAGAGAGAGAAGGCCGUGGUGAAUCCGUAGAGGCGGAGGAACGCGGGAGAGGACGGGAGCGAGGGCGGGACCGUAGAGAGAGGGAGAGGAGACGCCAUAACAAGGACGCCGGAGGCUCGUCCGAAACCAACAGUACCGUCUCCGGCGUUACACAGGUUUCGCAGCGAUCCAGAGAAGAAAAUAACUCUUCAGAUAGACAUGAGGGAAAACAACAUGACUCUCCACUGAUGCAGGGAUGGAUGUUCAUGUUGGAUAACUGCGCAGAAUGGAGAAAGUUCUGGUUUGUUCUGGACAGCUCUGGACUGAGAUACUAUACCAACCCUGAUGCUGAGGAGGGGGAUGGGCCAGAUGGAGAGAUUGAUAUUUCAUGCUGUCUCGAUGUGGUGGAGUUUGAAGCGGAUAAGAACUACGGACUUCAGAUACACAUGAAUGAUGCUGAAAUCACCCUGUCAGCCAUGACUUCCCGCAUCAGGAGGAACUGGAUCGAUGUUCUGCAGAGACGCAUCAGAAGCACUGAAUCACCUGAUAACAUGCGGUCAGAGCCCACUAGCCCAUCUCACGAUGACCCCGACAUGAUGUCACUGCCUUUGACCAAUCACCGGGAGGCAGGCGUGGGCCGAGACACGGAACAGGAAAAGCGGUUAGGGGACAGGACUAAGUGGUUCCAGGAAGCUGCCUCGGACAGAGAGGCCGACAGCCCGUGGGACAAAGUGCAGCUGAAAAAGGGGGCAGUAGCUUGUGUUAUGCCUCAUAUCCAUGAGACCAUGACAGGGAUGGACAUCGAGAAGAAAUGGGAGGAUUUUGAGAAGAUUCCUGUCGGAGAGAUGAGGUCAUUGUCGCUGAUCGGCUCAGACGCUCCACAAGGAACCAAUGAGGGGCUACAGAGUGAGGUGCCUCCGAGGCAGCAGACGGAAGUGAUGCGUAAAUGCCGAGCCGGACCAGGAUCUGCGCUUCCCUGCGGCCCGGGUUCACUCUGUGCCUCCAGGCUGGAAGAGCUAGAGAGAGAACACAGGGAGAGACUGCAGGAAAUGGAGAGAACACAUGAGAGAGACAGGAGACAGCUGGAGACUCAGAGAGAGCAGAUGCUGAGGGACGAGGCACAGCACGCUGCAAAAGCGAUUGAAGCUCUGAGGAAGGCCCAUCAGGAGGAGCUGGAGAGACUGAGAGGAGGAGAACAGACAGUAGUGAGUGAGUGCAAGUCCGAGUGUGUGUCUCUGCAGCAGGAGCUGGAUGGUCUGUCAGAGCAAUACACUCAGAGGUGUGUGGAGCUGACUGACUUACAGAACGUCACGGGCCAGAGGCACACGCUGAUCAAGGAACGGCACAGAGAAGUGGAACAGCUCCGCAAAGAGAACCAGGAACUGCAGGCACGCCUGACCGAGGAAAUGAGUCUAAUGCGGUCCUUCAUCACGGGUCAAAGGUCAGGGGUCGUCCCUGUCGGAAGCUACGAGCGCAGUGCCUCAGAACUGGAGAUGUUGUUGCGAGUGAAGGAGAAUGAGAUCGAGUAUUUACACAAGGAGAUCAGCUGUCUCAGGAACGAGAUCCAGUCAUUAAUUAAGGAGAAGCAGGACAUGAGCGAGCGUUAUAAAGCCAUGUACAUGGAGCUUUGUGCACUGAAAGGGCUGAGUGACCGAGAGAUCAGCUCUCUGAAAGAACACCUCCGACUGACCAGCGCCGCUCUGGAUGAGGAACAGCAGCAGCAACUGAGGCCUUAAAUUAUUCAGAACAUGAACUGUCUUUCAUGGAUGCUUUCAUCCGCCUCCAAUGCAGGAGUGCAGGACAUCUCGUUACGUCACGGUACUUUCCAGGGCAGUUUUGCUACCAGAAAAUAAAAAAGAUUUAUGUAAAGAUGUAUGUAAAUCGUUCACUUGUCUAAAUUUAUUUUUAUUUUUUUGGAGAAAGAGCAGGCAGUGAGCGAUUAAACCUACACACUAAAUAAAGGUCCAAGCACAUUGUACACGAUUCUGGAGCUUUUUUCCCCCAUGUAGAAAACAAAUUUUCAUGUUAUCAUAGAUUUCAGUUGUUGUUUUUCAGGGGUUGGGCUCGGCCCCUUAGUUCCAGUGAAAGGAACUCUUAAUGCUUCAGCUUCAUACCAAGACAUUUUGGACAAUUUCAUGCUCUUUGUGGGAACAGUUUGGGGAUGACCCCUUCCUGUUCCAACAUGACUGCACACUAGUGACCAAAGCAAGGUCCAUAAAGACAUGGAUGAGUGAGUUUUGUGUGGAGGAACUUGACUGGCCUGCACAGAUGCCUGACCUCAACCCCAUAGGGAUGAAUUAGUGCGGAGACUGCAAGCCAGGCUUUCUCAUCCGUCAAUGCCUGACCUCACAAAUGACCGCGCUUCUUGAGGAAUGGUCAAAAACUCCCAUAAACACACUCCUAAACCUUGUGAAGAAGAGUUGAAGCUAUUAUAGCUGCAAAAGGCAGGACAACUCCAUAUUACAUUCAUGUGCAUGUAAAGGCAGACGUCCUGUCUCGCAGUCUCCGCUCUAAUUCAUCCUAAAGGUGUCCCCAAACUGCCCCUAAAAAUCUAAUAAUCCUGCUUUCUAUUAUGUGAACUUGACUUUCAAUCAUAGAACUAGAAAGGUGACAUCAUUACACAGCCUGUAUUUUUGCCCAAAUGUCACAGUUUCAUUAAGGUCGACUGUCCAUAAUUUGACUCACUUGAGUAGAUUGGAAUCUACUGUAAUGGAUAGAUAGUCUAA